Microstroma glucosiphilum is the source of this 1971-nucleotide messenger RNA. Its product is annotated as MFS general substrate transporter. Gene Ontology annotation, cellular component: membrane. The transcript is spliced from 2 exons. NCBI's taxonomy places the organism in Eukaryota, Fungi, Basidiomycota, Exobasidiomycetes, Microstromatales, Microstromataceae. The coding region runs from base 200 to 1708 and encodes 502 amino acids. Gene Ontology annotation, biological process: transmembrane transport. Gene Ontology annotation, molecular function: transmembrane transporter activity. The record is from RefSeq and is a predicted model, not a curated record.
GCGAGUCUAUGAGGCCUAGAGGAGAAACAAAUGAUAUCGAGCCCUACAAAUAGCAGCGCCAGGUGCCGUGUCCCCUCCUCUUUCCCCACACGCUUGUCGACACGAUUUGAUAACUACAACCCUUCUUCGGCCUUCUAUCCUCCUUCCUGUCCUUUCUUCCGAAACCAGCAUCCCACACUCCCCUUCCUUCACGCUCAAAAUGGCCUCCACGCCCCCUUUCGAUGACGAGAAGGACAUUUCCAAGCUUGAAGGCGGCGCAGUGCUCGCCCACACCGUCACGUACGGCUCGCAGUCGCCUCACGGUGAUGGUGCCGUCACCGUAGAGGACCUUCAACGCACUAAGCGGAUCAUGCGAAAGAUAGACUUCAGGUUGCUACCCAUCUGCUCUAUCCUCUACCUCUUCUCUUUCCUCGAUCGCACAGCCAUCGGAAAUGCCAAGAUCGCCGGCAUGGUCGCCGAUCUGAAACUGGACACCACUCAGUACUUCAUGUGCCUUGCCCUGUUCUUCAUCACCUAUGGACUCUUCGAGGUGCCCUCUAACCUGAUGCUGAAGCACUACGGUGCCAAGACUUGGUUGCCUAUUAUUGUAUUCUUUUGGGGAGUCACCAUGAUGUGCACUGGUUUUGUCACCAACUUUGCCGGCCUACUUUCCAUGCGUCUCGUCUUGGGCAUCUUUGAGGCUGGUCUCUUCCCUGGUGUCACUGCCCUCCUGUCUUUCAUCUACCCACGGCGGUUCAUCCAGCUACGCAUCGGAAUCUUCUUCUCCGCUGCGACCAUCGCUGGCGCUUUCGGAGGUCUGCUUGCCUACGGCUUGGCUCACGUCGAGACUGGAGGAUACGCUGGCUGGUCUUGGAUCUUCAUCGUCGAAGGUAUCCUCACUAUUGCCGUCGCCUUCCUUGGCUACUUUAUGCUCAUUUCCAACAUCGAUGGCGCUCACUUCCUAUCUGAGGACGAAAAGACCUACAUGAGGGAGCGUGUCAUUUACGAUGGAACAGACAUUCCCAUGAAUGACGCAUUCCAGCGUCGCUUUGUCAUAGCAGGACUCACUGACUGGAAGACAUGGGCCUCCCUGGUCUCCUACAUUGGAUCUCUGGCCCCACUUUACUCCAUUGCGCUGACUCUGCCGACCAUCCUCAAGACGUUUGGAUAUGAUGCGAUUCGAAGUCAGCUGAUGACGGUUCCCGUCUACGUGGUCGCUGCGGUUUGCGUACUCAUCUUUGCGUACCUGUCGGACCGCUUCCAAAACAGGACCUUCUUUCUUUGCCUCGGCACAGCCAUUUCAGCCAUUGGCUGGGGCUUCGGACAUGCGACCUACAACCCUUCCGUCCGAUACGCUGGUUGCUUUGUUGCCGCGGCCGGAUCAUACGCUGGCUUCCCCUCUGUCGUCGCACUUGUGUCGCAGAAUGUCGGUGGCAAGACCAAGAAGGCCACUGCCAUCGCCAUCCAGGUCGGCGUUGGAGGCCUGGCAGGCAUGAUUUCCUCGGGCAUCUUCCCAGCCGCCGAGGCUCCUCACUUUGACAACGCUUACAAGAUCAACAUCGCCCUGAAUUGCGUUGCCUUUGGUGCGGCUCUGGUCAACUUCUCUUGCUUGUACCUUGCCAACAAGCGCAAGCAGGCGAAGAUCGACUCAGGUGAAGCCGCGCGUCUGACCAAGCAAGAGUGUGCCGAUCUGGGAGACUGCUCCCCAUACUUCAAGUACAGGUAUUAAACGCACGACUAGCGAUCAAAUAAGCAAUCACUCCAGACAGCACCACUUCUGUCAGCCUCUCCAUAGUCUCUUUGCCGUACGUCCCCGUUCCACCAAUGUUGUUUGUAGUCCCAAAUGUCAUCAACGCUAUCUCAUAGUCCAGUCUCCAACGCUCGUGUGGUCCAGAAAGAUGCGCGUGAGCACUUUCUGACCAGCUUGACAAGCUGUUAUUAUUACGGAGUGAACAUAAAAGCCAUACGAGACGAGGUGCCUCAAGCCAUGAG